Messenger RNA from Daldinia vernicosa, 624 nucleotides. RefSeq lists its product as uncharacterized. The record is from RefSeq and is a predicted model, not a curated record. Lineage: Eukaryota; Fungi; Ascomycota; Sordariomycetes; Xylariales; Hypoxylaceae. The transcript is spliced from 5 exons. The coding region runs from base 1 to 624 and encodes 207 amino acids.
AUGCCUCUUGCGCCGGCGAUAAACGACUGUGAAUAUAUCAAGAACUUAACCGGUAAUCAGAAUCGGGGCGCGGAGAAUACAGGAUAUUGUUUUAGGAAGCUAGAAAAGAACCAAUACCUGUCUCCUAGCAGUGAUACGACCAAGGCCCUUGUAUUUGACGCUGCAUUCGAAACUCCAUCAGGGAGCAAUGGCGUCGCUGGGAAGGUAUUUCUAUCGAGGAUCGUGCAGAAAAUCGCAGAUCGUCUUGAUAAGGCCUUGAAACUCUCUGGCAUUGACCCCGCCGCGGAGCUGGAAAGAUUCGGUAUUCCGGUUAUCAAGGACCUUCCCGGAGUUGCCGGUAACCUACAGGACCGAUAUGAAACCAAUCUAACAGUCUCAUCGUCGAGUAACCCCACGCUCUUUAGGAACUACACGUUCAUCACAACAGACGACGACCUAUGCUACGGAACAUGGCUGGUACUCGAAGCGCACUCGCGCAACACCACCGGCACCGACGGCAUGCGUCCAGCCAUCCAAGUUUUCGACAUCCUGGAGUCGCUUGGGGUUGGCGAGCCAUUUGAGCGCAGGUGGCCGCCUGUAAAGAUACGGUCGGAUGAUGACCCCUUGGCUGCUUUGGAUGGUUAA